GCACCUUGGUGGCCGUCCUGGCCAGUCAUACAGCAACCUUUCGAAUGGUCAGACGCUUGGUGGGCUUCUCUGCUGAACCUCACUCGUCUAUUCCUCACUGCCUCAACACUCACCUGUUAUAAUAUCUACCAACUUUAGAAGAGUAGUAGCGUGUAACGACCAUCAGUAGUUCUUACAACCAGUGGACGUGAACAACAUGAAUUGGCGCCCCGUGUGAUCUUAGAGAAAAUCUAUUGUGAGUGCACAGACAAAAACCUGUUCCACGUUUACAGAAGCAAAAUGUCUAAUUACACAAAACGUCAAUGGAUUACGUUAGUGGUGUUUAGUUUGGCUCAGUUCUGCAAUGCCGUGUGCGUGUCCCUGCAGGCACCUUUCUACCCGGCGGAAGCAGAGAAGAAGGGCGCCACUCCCUCCCAGUAUGGCCUUGUCUUUGGCAUCUUUGAGCUGACAGUGUUUUUGGUAAGCCCCAUUUAUGGGAGGUACAUGAGUAAAUGGGGCCCCAAAUUCAUCAACAACGCUGGCAUCUUCACUGUGUCGGUCAUGUGCAUCCUGUUCGGUUUCCUUGACCGGAUGAACGACACCGCCACCUUCAUCGGCUUUUCAUUUGCCGUCAGAAUCGUGGAAGCGUUGGGUAAUGCAGCUUUUGUGACCUCCGCCUUCAGUAUCAUCGCCAAUGAGUUCCCCAAAAAUGUAGGUUCUGCCUUCGCCACCAUGGAGACCUUCUUCGGUGUGGGGCUGAUCGUGGGGCCGACGGUGGGUGGGGCACUGUAUGAGCUGGGGGGAUACACUCUCCCCUUCGUCUCACUCGGCGUCGUCCUCCUCCUGGCUGCCAUCCUUACCAGUUGCCUCCUGCCCUCCAACGGGGCUGAGGCCAGUCCUGACUCCCAGAUCACCAGUAGACAAUUUUUAUCAGCUCUACGCCUUCCAUCCAUAAUUCUAUCGUGUUUUGCAUUGUUAUCAGCCUCCAUCAGCAUCGGAUUCAUGCAAGCUACUCUGGAACCCCAUCUACGUCCGCUGAAGCUCACGCCCUUGAAGGUUGGACUCAUGUUCGUGCUGAGCGGUUCAAUGUACGCGUUGACAGCACCUUUCUGGGGGUGGUUGUGUGACAAGUGGGUGAAGCCGCGCUUUAUCACCACACUAGGAGCUCUCUUGGUGGUGGUCGCAUUUAUAUUCGUAGGACCGAUGCCUUUCCUGCCAUUAGAGACAACUAUACGACUGUGUAUCGGCGCCCUCAUAAUACACGGCAUCGGGUUUGGAGCAGUUUUGGUGUCGACCUUUACUGGCGCCCAUCGUGAUGUUAUAUCUAAUGGUUUCCCAGAUGACCUGAGCACAUACGGCCUGGUGUCGGGGAUCUGGACCUCCACAUUUGCCCUCGGGUGCUUCAUCGGGCCCUCCGUCGGUGGCGUGCUCCUCGACUAUUUCGGCUUCAAGUGGGCGUCCGUGUUCGUGGCGGCGCUGCAUGUCUUAGUGGUGCUGUCUUUAGGAGUCUAUAUAUGCUGUAAGGGAAGUGACAGAGACAUGACGUAUACAAACAUACAUGAAUGUUUGUCUCAGGCAAAGGACGAGCGGCACACACUCCUCACUCAUCCUAACGGCGACUGCGACUCCACCUACGGGAGCGCGGGUUCAUCUCAAGAGAACUUGCCCAGCAUCCCUUGAGUGACCUCCAGUUUGGCCUGAGAUCUUGCUGCUCGUCGUUAAGGCGUUUCUCACCUCAGAUGUUGAUAUAUUGUCAGUUGUCUACCGAGGAGAGUCGAACAUUUUAUCCUUCCAGCAAAUGUAUAGAAGACAUCCUUAAUGCUGACCUGGUGGGGAAGGCGUCUAAUGGUGGUAUCCCGCGUCCAGAUAAUGUGGCAACAAUGUCGUCUAAGCCAGUGGGUGGGGGGGGGGGGUCCCCGACCUGUGUGUAAGAUCCCCCUGUGGCCGGACCCAGUGGUGCAGUGCCAGAUAGUGACUGAUAAGGGAUGCCUUGUGAUGGUAAACUGUGUACAUUGGGGUGGGCUCGCCGUUACGGAUGACAUAAUUAUAAGGUAUAAACAUAUGUUCCUCUCAUUUCGACGUCAUCUUGAAAGUCUGUGAUAUGUGUCGUCAUAGUCAUCAUAAUCCUGAUAAUGAUAAUGAUUCCAUGACAUUUACCUGUGUAUGUUUCUGAUGUGCAAUAUUUUAUGAUUUCUUAUAUUAACAUAAUUACUUGUGAAGAGCAACCAAUAUAACUUAUAAUACUUUGUAAUAAUAAAACUAUGUUCGAAAA
Molecule: messenger RNA, 2251 nt
Organism: Homarus americanus (American lobster)
Lineage: Eukaryota; Metazoa; Arthropoda; Malacostraca; Decapoda; Nephropidae
Product: MFS-type transporter SLC18B1-like
Exons: 1
Coding region: 280-1659 (459 amino acids)
Biological process (GO): transmembrane transport
Molecular function (GO): transmembrane transporter activity
Source: RefSeq, a predicted model, not a curated record